Molecule: messenger RNA, 805 nt
Organism: Spinacia oleracea (spinach)
Lineage: Eukaryota; Viridiplantae; Streptophyta; Magnoliopsida; Caryophyllales; Amaranthaceae
Product: dirigent protein 21-like
Exons: 1
Coding region: 27-587 (186 amino acids)
Source: RefSeq, a predicted model, not a curated record
UACGUCAAAAUUAGGCCUAAUUCAAUAUGUCUAUUCCUAUAAUUUUCUUGUUUUCUCUCUUAAUCUUGAGUUUCUACAUUCCCAAGAACAAUGCCUUCUCCAAACCCAUCACAAAGGAAGAAAUGGGGCUUAAGAAACAACAAAACUUAACCCAUCUACACUUUUACUUUCAUGACUACGUCCAAGGUUCUAACCAAACCGCGCUACGUAUCGCUCAAGCUCCAAGCACAAACAAAUCUUCUAGUGGUUUUGGGGCGCUUGUUAUGAUCGAUGAUCCUUUGACUGAAGGCCCUGAACAUGACUCAAAAAUUGUAGGGUACGCGCAAGGAAUGUACGGUUUUGCGGACCAAAAGCAACCGGGACUAGUGAUGGUGAUGAACUAUGUGUUUGUAGAGGGUGAAUAUAAUGGAAGUACAUUAAGUUUAUUAGGGAGGAAUCAAGUGAUGAAUAAAGUAAGAGAAAUGAGUAUUGUUGGUGGGAGUGGUGUGUUUAGGUUUGCUACCGGGUAUGCACAAGCUAAGACCGUUACUCUCUUGGAUAAAUUUGGUGCUAGUGUUGUUGAAUAUGAUGUUUAUGUUCAACAUUAAUUAGUUUAUUUAAGCAUGUAAAAAAUAUUGUUUUGUUUUAAUUUCUUUACAUGAAUGAUUCUUGUCUUUUCCUUCUAUCAUAUUAUCCGAAUAUUGGAUUCCAACUUUUGACAUUUGAAUCCAGAACUAGAAUGUAUAUUGGCAUAAUAUUAAGUUUAUGUCGUCUCAUGUCAAGUAAUGAAGGGUAAAUACCAAGUAUAGAGAUUUCUCUUUUUAGA